Ostreococcus lucimarinus CCE9901 is the source of this 2481-nucleotide messenger RNA. RefSeq lists its product with no specific name. NCBI's taxonomy places the organism in Eukaryota, Viridiplantae, Chlorophyta, Mamiellophyceae, Mamiellales, Bathycoccaceae. Gene Ontology annotation, biological process: double-strand break repair via break-induced replication; DNA strand elongation involved in DNA replication; DNA replication initiation. The record is from RefSeq and is a predicted model, not a curated record. Gene Ontology annotation, molecular function: single-stranded DNA helicase activity; single-stranded DNA binding; ATP binding. The transcript has a single exon. Gene Ontology annotation, cellular component: nucleus; MCM complex. Bases 1 to 2154 code for a protein of 717 amino acids.
AUGGCCGAUGAAGCAUACACGCGAGAGCGGGAGCUUAUACGAGAGUUUCUUCAGACAUUCGAAGGGAGAGACGGCAGCCCACAUUACCGGCGCGCGCUGCAAAAAGUUUUGGACCGCCAAAGUUGUUGCGUGGACAUCGAUUUGCAGGACGUGAAAGAGUUUUGCGGGGCACUUGAAGAGCGCGAGGAACUCUUAGACCGGAUCACGUCGAAUUGCAAACGCUACGCUACUUUAUUUGCGGAAGAAAUUGACGGAUUGAUAAAAAACCUGGCGUCUUCGAGUGCUUCACUCUCUGAAGUCGGUGAAGAUGAUCUAGACGUGUUUCUGCAGCGGCAUUCCGAUGAUAUUGGCGAGCGAAGCGAAAAUCCAGCACCCGAAGUGUUACGACGUGCAUUUGAUGUUUUCUUCAAACCCCUGAAAGGAACUAAAUCUCUCAAGAUGCGCGACAUACGGGCUAAUAUGAUAGGGCACUAUGUCACUUUCAAAGGCAUGUGUACACGGAUAACUGAUGUGAAGCCGCUCAUCAAGGUAGCCUGCUAUACAUGUGAAGGUUGUGGACACGAGUACUUCCAAGAAAUCAAUGGCAACGAAUUCAUCCCGAAGCAGUUCUGCCAAUCGCAAACUUGCAACAAAAAGUUUGCACUAUUCAUUGAAACACGGGCGUCAAAAUUUGCAAAAUACCAGGAGGUCAAAGUGCAAGAAAUGUCAGAAGACGUGCCGAUCGGUCACGUUCCUAGGUCAAUGUCGAUAUCACUGAUCGGUGAAAUGACUAGAAAGCUUGCUCCGGGAGAUACAAUUGAUAUCAGUGGAGUUUUCCUACCACGUCCAAGUGUUGGAUACUUGGGCAACUCAAGUCUUGUUUCGACCACAUACUUGUAUGCAAUGUCGGUCACACCGCAUAAGUCGAAGACAACUAGCUCGGAUGCGACUCCGGAGGUGCUGGAGAGGCUGCAUAAGCUCAGAGAAACCCCAGACAUAUACACGCACUUAGCAAAAUCUAUUGCCCCUGAAAUUUAUGGCCACGUUGACAUAAAAAAAGCUCUUUUACUGUUGCUAUGUGGUGGAGUAACGAGAACACUCCAAGAUGGUGUCAAGAUUCGUGGUGAUGUUCAUGUUUGUCUUAUGGGCGAUCCCGGUGUUGCCAAAUCCCAGCUGUUGAAACAGAUAGUCUCUAUUGCAACUCGCGGAGUUUAUACAACUGGGCGGGGCAGCAGUGGUGUAGGUCUUACAGCGUCAAUUCAAAGAGAUAACAUUACAAGCGAAUUAGUGCUAGAAGGUGGUGCGCUCGUACUAGCUGAUAAAGGUAUAUGCUGCAUAGACGAAUUCGAUAAAAUGGAAGAAAGCGAUCGAACGGCUAUACAUGAAGUCAUGGAGCAGCAAACCGUCAGUAUCGCGAAAGCUGGGAUAACCACAACUCUAAAUGCACGAACAACAGUCCUCGCAGCAGCAAAUCCGGCAUUUGGUAGAUACAAUACAGCUGCUACACCCCAGGAGAAUAUUAAUCUACCGGCGGCACUCCUAAGUAGGUUUGAUUUGAUGUGGCUUAUUUUGGACGUUCCUGAUCCCGACUCUGACAUUGAACUGGCUCGCCAUGUUAUGAGCGUACAUCGCGAAGGUCGCCCACCGUCCACAAGUUUUGAUCCAGUCUCAACCUCUGAACUGCGAGCUUACAUAGAUGUCGCGCGGCAUUUUGACCCUUACAUCCCGGAAGACCUUGCAGACGACAUCGCCAGUGCAUAUGCCGGUAUUCGUCAGGUUGAAGAUGAAGCUGGAAGUGAGGCGACUGGUUAUACCACCGCUCGUACGCUACUAUCUAUCAUUCGACUUGCAGAAGCUCUCGCACGGCUCCGUUGGGCACCUAUUGUCUCCGGGAAAGAUAUCGAACAGGCACUCAACCUGAUGAAGAUGUCGAAGGCGAGUCUAGAAAUUCACAAGUCGUCAACAGCACUACGCUCGGAUCCCGUCGAGAAUUUGUAUUUGCUUCUACGGAACUGGGCUAGUGAUCACUCGAAUCAAUUCAUAAGCGCUUCUAUAGUUCGUCAGCUGGCGACGAAAAGUGGCUUAUCAGGUGUCCUUGAUGCUUGCAUGAGUGAGUAUACGGCUCUCGGGGUGUGGGUUAUGGACAGUGACAGCAACAUAACGUUCGUAGACUAGUUCUAUGCCAAAUCUACUCUUAGAGAAACAAUCUUCUGAGCAUCACUCUCUGAUAGUUUCCACGAAGACUGAUGCCUCAUAUCAACCAGAUAAUUUUCAACUUCGUUUUGAGUCUCUGCACUCAAUACGACACUAAGUUGUGUAAGACGUGCAAAAUUUUCUCUCACUCGAAAACUGCUCGCACCCGAUAGCCCAGAAAUCAUUACUCGUAGUUCUCGCUCGAACUUUAAAGCACCUAAAUGAUUAAAGCUUAAACGCGUUUUCACAAUAUUUUCCAGUCGUGUCGAUAAGCCUUCGCUUGCGAGCUGGAUAAAGAGCUCAGAACUU